Molecule: messenger RNA, 1529 nt
Organism: Annulohypoxylon maeteangense
Lineage: Eukaryota; Fungi; Ascomycota; Sordariomycetes; Xylariales; Hypoxylaceae
Exons: 2
Coding region: 93-1379 (428 amino acids)
Biological process (GO): protein catabolic process in the vacuole; cellular response to glucose starvation
Source: RefSeq, a predicted model, not a curated record
UCCCAAACACAUUUCUACUUCAAAACUUCGAAAUCUUUUCUAAGCACACCCUAGAUAGUCCAAUGACGCCAAAACUCAUUCGUCAAUGACAUAUGGGAAUGGCUAAAAUGUCACUAGAAAUCAGAAUACACAAAUCAACUAGCCAGAAUUGCACCAAGUCAUCUUACGAGUUGUGUCUUGUGUAUUCUCGGAAGAGACCGAUCUUUCCCCCAAAACCCCGUCUUCCCCCUUCAGAUAAGUUUUUCCUUUCAGCUGCUGAAGAAGCUCGUCUUCGAGCAGGGCAAGAGAAAAAAGGGUCCAGAUCUCAACGGAAGGCUUGUUUAACCCCACCUUCUCGAGGAGAAAAGGGUGGCAACGGAGACGAUGAACAUAAUCAGCGGAAUAACGAUGCAGGUGAUAGUAACAGAAGCGGACGAGACUGUGGUAGUCCUGGAGACAACAGAGACGAUGGAGGUGAUGAUGGAGGGGACGAUAGGCGUGAUAAUAGAUAUGAAUCAUAUGACGUUAAGAGAACCCGAGAUGAUCACGAUAUCGGAAGCGCAUCGGCCCCAUUUCACGUUAAUUAUCUAUCCUUCGGAAAAGAGGAAGAAGAUAUUCGGGCAUCGUGGAGAUACGUCAGGGCCAGGAGAGGUGCUUACCACAACUCUAAACGGCUUGAAAAUGCUUCAUGGAGGGCAUGGAUGCAGUCAAAAAUGAAACUAACGAAAGUGACCCCAGAAUCUCUGAACUGGCUCAAGGAUUGCGAUGUUACUUGGCUAUAUGGCCCAAUGCCUACCCCUAAAAUUCCCGCCACUUCCCAAGAGACAACAACAGAUAGCGCCCGAAUGACAGCGCGCGAGUCAAUCAAUGGCGGAACUAUUUUAAAGAGCAACAGGGCCAUAGAGACUCAGGCGCUGCGUGAUUUUGCACGCCGCGAUCUGAAAAUACCCAUAGCCCCGACUGACCAGAGACAGGAGGUCAAUAGCAAAAAAGAACGCCGACCAUUUAUUCAUCGGGUUAUGGCUGCUGCCAUCAAGUUCUCAACUGCAUUAUCGCAUAGACCCCGGGGAGACUCGACGCCAGCGGAAUCUCGUCCAGAACAGAGGCAUGUCUCAGCAGCUAGAAGCGAGAAACAUGUAAGAUUCCGCGAUGUAGUGGAGCAAUUCACGGUUGUGGAUGAGAACGAGCACGGCGAGGAGGGUGAGACCAACGACAUGUCUUCUUUAAAUGCAGACAACACAGAUAACGGAUUCGGAGUGACGACAAAACCUAGCAAGGCCAAUUUGCUGCCUCUUAACGACAGCAAUAAUAGGGCAAGGUUACAACCUGCAACUUUACGGCACGAAGAAGACAUCGCAGAUAAAAUAUUGAGCCCCAGUCCGGUGUUUGAGCUUCAAUAGCUUUGAAUUUGGUCUUUGAAAACUGCCACCGGUUUUUUUUCUUAUGCGAUACGAAGGAUUAAAGAAGAAGGGCUAUGAAGAUAAUAAAUGCUAGGUAGAGACGUUGAAAAUAGAAUUCAUCUACAUCUAUCCGCUAGAUUUUAGUGAUGG